Messenger RNA from Aureobasidium uvarum, 447 nucleotides. Lineage: Eukaryota; Fungi; Ascomycota; Dothideomycetes; Dothideales; Saccotheciaceae. The record is from the annotation of a GenBank genome assembly.
AUGUCUCUCACCGCCGAGCAACAGGACAACUUCGAGGACAUCGAGAAGCAAUUCGCCGUCAAGGGUGCGCAGCGUCCUGUCGUGGCCUCAAGCAUGCCAUCGCUGACUGUCUUUGACANNGCUGUCCAGCACAUGACCACCUACUGGUCCAUCCUUGAAAAGGUGCCCGGUUCUAAGCUCCGCCUGACCAAAAUCGACGACGAAAUCUACGAGCACUUCAAGAAGGAGUUCCCCGACUACGACCCCAAAGCUACCAUUAAUGAGGACGAGAUGAAGAGCAAGGCAGGCAAGGAGCGCUGGAGAAACUUCAUCAACCACUACGAGAAGAAAGUUGACGACUACAACUUUGGCACUCUGUUGCGCUCCAACCCUGCCUUUGAGUACGGCCAGGACGAGACCAUCUUCGGUACCACCUACCACCUGCACCCUAUAUUCGAACGUAGCUGA